CCGUCAGCAUGGCAGUGAGCGAAGAUUCUUGAGCUGAUGCAACUUUUGUUUUUUGAGCGGCUUGCGUUGUCCGUGAUCUAUCUGCUGAUCGAAGGUAAUUCUGAAAGCUUAUGUUUGUUGGUUUCGUGGAAAGGUUCCACAUGAGGGGAGAUAUCUUGCUCAGUAAUCGUACAUUUAUUGGAGUCAUUUCGAAUGUCCUUCGCGCGAAAACGUGUUUGAAAUAACUGCUGGUUGGAUCGCAUGAUGUUUGUCUGUGCUUCUCUGAUAACUAGCUGACUUCGCCGUGGGCUCUGGUCGUUUUACCAAGCUGUUAUGUCGGAAAUGUCAAAGUGAAAAGUGGGAAGGCUUUUUCUUAAUCUAAGCCUCUUGUGGUAUUUUGGAAGAACAGGAAGGUUUACGUAGCACAAGAGUUGCUAGGGAUGUGGAAUUUAUAGCUUUGACUGUUAGGUUUGUUCCACUGGAAAUUUGCCAGUACACCAGUAGCCAUACUCUUGUCUGCUUAUUCACAAUUCAUGAAUCAUUUUGACUCUCAAGCAAAUGAGAAAGAAAACAACAGAUCAAUCCAGAAUAUUUAAAAUGACUCAAAUUUUCCUUUACUUUUCAAUAGUCCUUUGUAAUCUCAUCACAAUGUGGCCUGUGAUUGUUUUGAAGGUUUAGAGAGUCAGUCAUCUCACCGUCUCGGAUAUGUCUGGAUUAACGAUCCUAAACAACCCUUGUAACGAAAUGUGGUAAGUUUUCAUGUUUUAUUUAUGUAUUGUUGGUUCCCCGAUAUGAAAAUAUGUUGAAGUUUCAGUAAGUUCUUAUGGAGUAACCACUUGUUUGUAAUAAUCAGAAAAGGAUAUAAGUGGAUGUCAAACAGAAUUCCAAUAAUAGAGAAUCCGUUAAAUUACCCAAGCAUUACUUUCAAUUUUCAAAACAAACUUUAUUUCCAAAGCGAACAACAAUGUCGUCAGCAUGCUCUAUACUCUCAUAAAGCACGCUACAAUAAGCCAAUCAGAAUCCUUGUUAGAAUGGCUCAAAUAAUCUGAUUGGCUGUACAAGACUAGAGCUGUCAAAAGUGUCAAACCAUCAAAGUUCAAAAACCAUCAAAGUUCACAUUCUACGAUAAUUUAGAAACUAAAAUAGUUCGGCGAGUCGAAUUUAACACUUUUGCCUGAAGUUUUUAAGUCUCUAAUAUAGAAUCUCGAAGUGAAAUGUUCAGUGAAAUUCAACCGAAUUAUGGCUCAUAAAAGCACGCGAGUUUUUUCCACAUGACAAGGUAGAAAACAAGCUGUUCAAGGCGAGUGUUUUUUGAAUGAAAGACAGCUGAAUUCACCGGAACAUGAAGAUCGCUCGUGAUGACAGCGACGCAAAACUCGGCUGCAGUGACUGAUGUGAAUUGCCACUCAACGUAUCGGAAAGGAUAUCAGAGCAAGCUCUUAUUUUUUCACUCGAAGGGCGGCCGAUGUAGUUUCCGAGGCUUGCUUUACUGUGAUGACCGGAGAUCGCCAUGAUGAGCGAGCCGCGAUGAACUUAGCAUGAUCAUAUUCGCUCAGACACCGUUAUGAUUAGUAUGAAUUUUAACAAUUAUGCCAGUUUGGUUAUAUUUUUCAUCAUUUCUGUUUUGUCCUGUUUUGUUUUUGAACACUGACUUUAUAUACUAUACGAGUGUUAGCUGUGUUUGAUUUUUAUUACCGUACGUAAGCUUGCAAUCUAACUGAGCGUGAAAAUCUUUAAAACUCGGAAUGUUUAUUUUGUUUUUCCUUUGAGGAUUUUCGUAUCUGCUCACGUUUUAAUAACGUAAAUUACGGCGCAUGGUAUGUUUACAAACCUUUGUUUGAUUCUUCUGUUGCUAUUUGCCGGCUCGCUUCAGUUCCGAAAUUUCACUUUCAAUUAUCGAGAAAAAGCUAAAAAGAAGUCCCGGAAAAGGUCGAACAUAGUACAAUUGGCAGAUGGCGUGACAGCUUUAGCUCAGUUCUAUGCUCUAUACUCUCAUAGAGCACGCUCUUUCAACCAAUGACAGCGCGCGUUAUAUCCGAACUUUAUUAUAAUUAUGUAUUGUUAGUUCCCCGAUAUGAAAAUAUGUUGAAGUUUCAGUAAGUUCUUAUGGAGUAACCACUUGUUUGCAAUAAUCAGAAAAGGAUAUAAGUGGAUGUCAAACAGAAUUCCAAGGGCAACCUUCUUGGUAACCCAGAUCACAAAUUGUUUGCCAGAGAUAAAACUUUACUUGUUAGGAAUCAAAGACCCUUUGUAGUGAAGUGCAUGACAUGUUUUCUACUGUUUUAGUAAGAAAUUGUUGUUUUGGCUUGCAAUAUUGUGAUUAGAGGAUUCAUUGACAUCUUUUGGGCUUGUUCGUCAAACAACCAAAAAGGAAGAGGAAAAUUUAUUGUCUAGAAAACAAUGGAACAUUGACUUAAGUAUUUUAUGCAGAUGCUAUACGUCACCUUCAAACAGCUAGUUACCUUGAACAGCAUAUGAUGCGCCUCAAAUCAACUGAAACUUGAACCAUAAACACCAAGCAUUUAGUUAAUUCCCACCUUCAGAGGCUGAAAAAAUUGAUUUUUCUUUUAUUUGUAAAAACUGAAUUCAAACAUUAAACCUAACAAUUCCAAAAAAAUAUCUGAAAUCUGUAAAAGCACCUAAGUUAUUUAGAAAAACAUAUUUUCAAAUAAAAGUUAAUAAAUCAGGAAGGUGUCAUAAUCUCCAACCUGGACAAGUCCCCUGGGGGAAUUUUUGCUGUGACUGCUCGUGUUGGGGCUUGAUUUUCAUGUUAUUUUCAUAUUUUGUUUACAUUGUGCACUUAACAAAAUUCACACAUGGAAGCUCUUUGUUUAUGGAAAAAUCUUUGCUCAUGGAAAAAAUCAAAAGCUGAAGAAAGUCCUUGGAAGAAAAAAAAAUAAAAAACAGGCCCAAACUGAGAAAGAAAGGGUACCACUCUGUCAAGUAAAGAAAAAAUUCCUUCGUGAAAACGACUUGUACUAGUGGAGCUUCAUGCUGGUGUCUAGAUUUCACCAAAGAAGUCACUGUUAAACCAAAAUGUGCCAUACAUGAUGUUAAAAACGAGGUUUCCUUUUCUUUAUGCAAGUACCAGCCUUGAUACAAAAACAUUGACAAUCGCCCAAAUUGUAAUUUUGAAAGCUGUUUAUCAAUUCGUUGUCUUGCUUCUUAGCACAUUUUCCAGUUUUUCCAUCUUUGUCAUGGGUUUUUCCUUUGUCUUUGGCAAGUUUUCUUAUUAUUGUGUUGUCCUCCUCAACGUUCCACUGAGUGAUAGAGAUAAAAGAAACGUGCCUGCUAUGGGUUACCGUAUUUACCCGGGUAUAAGUCGACCUUUUACUGCCUAAAAAUCGGUCCAAAAAAUCGCCCUCGACUUAUACAUGCGUCAAAAUCUGAGAUAAAAAAACUUUCAGGACAAAUUAGCAUAAUAAUUGUCUGAUAUGUAAACAAACAAUCCACUUUUACACGGUACAAGUUCCGAUGUCUUUUCCCUGCACAACUCAAGCAGUCUAAGUUUAAACGCUUUAAGGUUCAAUAAAGAACUGAUAGUUGCAGCCAAUAAAGUGGUAAGUCCGCUCGACGAAAGCCACAUUUCUCGCUUCGAAGUUUUGCUGCUUAGUAACCUGGCUUUGUAUCGUGCGAGCGCGAGGACUUUGUUUAGCACGUGUUCCAAUAAAAUGCUGGUUGGCAGGGUUUUUGUUUUGGUUGUUACGCGCCUUUACACAACAAUAAAGGUUCGUUAGAAAGUAGUAUGUUUGAUUUUGUAAGCUAAUUUCAAAAAUUGUGAAGAAAAUGCUGCUUACACGCUAAAACACGCUAAAACGCUCGUGUACAUGCAAUAAGAAACUUCACGUCCAAACUUGCUGUGUUUUCUUUCAUAUAACCAUAGUACCUGAAAGAAAAUUCCUACCAGCUCCUGACACUCUCUAAAAGGAAAGCUCGCUCAAAUUAUAUUUUUAUCCUAAACUGUAGUUAUUAAGCUUUCUUCUGAUAUAUAAUUUGCUAAGAUUUUAGUGAAACUAGAGCGUAUACAAAUUUUCUCUUAAUGAACACCCAUGAAAGUGGGAAGUAACCUUAAUUGUUAUUGGGGCGUAGAGAAUAAAAGAACCAUGAGGCUUUCAAGCUAGUCCCUCUUAAUUAUUACUUGUACUAUUUCUAUGAUUUUCAUAAUUGUUCACAUGAUUAUUUGUUAUUAUUAAGUUGCUGGUUUAACGUCAACUAGUCACUGUAUUCUUGAAUCAUCUUUCUCUUGUUAACCACUUCACUCUUCACUUUUCUCUUUUGUUUUUAUUUUCUUGCAUGGUUACAAGAUAUUCCUUUGACCCGCAGAUAGCAAAUGCUAAGUGAGGCAUACCCAUGAAUAUAUGGGAUGUGGCAGGCUUCCUUGCUUUGCAUGCUUGCAUGUAAUACAAAUCUUCUGCAAAACUAUCUUCUACCUAAACUACCUUCUCCAUUUUUGUCCAAUUCUAUAUCAGUAGCCACCUGCAGUCUCAUACUGCCUGUUUUGUGAAUAUGUAACCUAAAAGCGAAGUUAAUUAAGACAUUGUAAUUUUUUCUUUUCAGCAGUUGCAUUCAAUAUUAAAGGUUUCCUGUGAUGUCUGGACCAUCAAAGGUAAAACCAAUGACUCAUAAAUUUAAUUAUGAAGCUAUGAGGAUGAGAUUUUUGUACAAGUGGAACCCUUUUUCCUGUAAAUUUAGGCACAACAUUUACACCUUUGUGUGUCACUGUUUAUCUUGAAAGUCAGUCCUUGCACAUUCUUGAUCAAGGACAAACUAUUCAUAACUGUGAGGAUCUUACAAUAUUUAAUUGUACAGUUAUUCAUUGAGAAACUCACUUCAAGAAUCUAAAGCAUUUUUCUGUCAACACUUGCUGUAGACAUUUAAUAUGUCUUAAGCAGGUGUGAGUGGCUUAAUUACUUCUUUACUCCUGUAACUUUCUACUUUGUCAGUAUAUCUCCCCAUGGAUGUCCUUAACAAAACUUAAUCACAAAGUCACAAAGUUGUCAAUCACUUUGUUCUUCAAUUUCAAUGAAUUUUUAAAAUUUAAAUGAUCAGUUCAUCAUUGCAAGACAAAGUUCUUGUACCCGAAGCCUCCUCUAUCUCUGAGGUCUUUCACAGCUUGGUGUUGCUUGCGUGCCAGGCACUGUUGCUCCAUCAAUUGCAAGAUCUGAACAGAUGGGAACUGCCUUGUUUCCAUUCUAUACGCUUGUGUUAAUGGGGUAUUCCUUGAAGGAGGUUCAUGCAGCAGAGUGGCAGGUGCCACAGGUAUUAAUUCUCUUGCAGCUCAACCUGGUUUUGUUGUGGGUGCUCUAAUUUUGUCUGGCUGACAGAUAGUGUUUCAAAUGUAGAUGCAGGAUCAUCUAUCCCAAAUUUCUCCACAUGGGAAGUAUUUCUCGAGUAUUGGGUCCCACUUGGAGUUUCUAUAAUGACACUGUUGCCAGUCUUGCUAACCACUUGGGAUUAAAUGGUGUGGAGAAUUUGUCUUUUUGUCUUUCUCUAGCACUCAAUCGCCAACUUGAAUAUCUGAUUGUUUUGUGUUUUUAGCCUCGUCUGCAUAUGCUUUGGCCUUUUCUUUUACCCUAACAAGUCUGUAUGUGGCAAUCAGCAUGUAGCUCUGGCAAUUUUGCUCUCAUCUUUCUUUUAACCCUUUAACUCCAAGAAGUGACCAACAGGUAACUUCUCUCUAUGAUAUCCAUAUGUUUUCUGGCAAACGGCUAACAAGAAUACUCAAGCUUAUCAGGAAGAAGUUUUUAUCUUGAUCUUACACCAAAUUCUUGUAACUAAUUUACAAGGAAUUGUGUGCCAGCAAGAGGAGAGAAUUGGCAAUCAGAUCUUGGGAGUUUAAGGGUUAAUCAAUACUCCUCAGGCCUUUUAGCAGAUCAAUACCUCACCACACUCUCACAUAUCCUCUUUAUCCUUUAUCCAGUCAACUCCCACAGCUUGGGAAAUGCGGGCCCUCUUCAUUAGAAUGGCAUUUCAUCUUUCAACUUCCCUAUUGGCUUAGGUUGGUUUUUGUGUGGUCUUAAGAUACUCAAUGCCAUUCUGCCUACAGUAUUCUUGGAAUUGUUUUGAUCAGAAUUAUGGUCCAUUGUCUGACAUGGUAGUUACAGGAAGACCAUGGCUGCAGAGGAUCUCUUCUAGGUUAUCAAUUACUUCCACAUACUCAUGAUAAUGGUCAUAGUAGUUGAUGACAAGUAGUAUGGAUGGUCCAGAUGGGAGUGGCUGUAGAAGGUCUAUGGCUUGGUCUCACUAAGGACACUUUGGCAAUGUCAUUGAUGUCAGCAGCUCAAGGGAAUAUGGAUGUGCAACCAGUUGACAUUCAUAACAAGAUUUGCAGAAUUUUUCUGCUACCUCAUCCAUACAAGGCCACCAUACUUUGCUUCUCAAAUUUUGUUUUGUUCCAACAAUUGCAACAUGUAAGUGUCCCUUAUGAGCUAAGACAUGUAAGCAUGGUACCUCUUGCAUGCCCAAAAAAGGGCAAGGGAUUCUCUCUCAGUCUGGCAGUAUUUACAUGCAUACUCUGAGGCUGUGGCUUGCACAGAUAAUGGGCACCCACGUACCAUUCUGGUCCUGUAUUAACACCUGGCUCUGAGGCCAGCAAGAAUCAUAUCUGCAUUAAGCCUUGUUGAUGUAUUGUUGUUAACAUAUGGAAAUGUUUCAGCCACAACCAUGUUCUGCUUUACCUACCCUUGUUAAGCUAAGCUAAGCUAUUUGCCCCCCUUCCCUCCAAAACAAUGUUGUAUCCUGAUUCCACAAACUUCUAGCUACAUACAGGUAACAUUGAAUGGGGGGGGGGGGUCAUGUCAAUGAUGAAGAGUGUGGUAGAAAUAGGAGUGUCAUUCUACACAUAAUUAGAACUCUGCAAGAACAAUAUGUCGACUUUGAUGCUGAUUAUAGCUUGCUAAAAACCUUCAAGCCAUUCAUGUUGUGUGACAGCCCAUCUACUAUUGGUAUGGGGUAGUGACCAUGUACAUCUAUGCAGAGCCAAAUGUCACCAUCCGUCUUUGGAAUAAUUACUGCUGGUUUCACCCAUGGUGUUGGACUGUCAACUUCUUCUAUGAUGUCAUAGUCUAAUAGUUCUGGAACUUUCCAUUCCACUUUGUCUUGCAGAUUGAAGAGAGUUACCCUCAGUGGUGUGCUUCUAGUUUUACUGUUGGGUAUUUGUGUAAUGUCACUUGUUUAAACUUCAGCUUUCAAAUCCCACUAAACACCUCCAGGAAUUAUUGUUGCAGUUCUCUGUUGAGUUCUCUACUUGCCAACCAAAACUUCACACAUAGAACACUCUUUUACUUCAAGGGGCUUGCUGGAUGUAUAAGCAUGUUAUAGUUUCCUGUCAACAGGGGCAGCUUUAGAUUUACUCUUUAUCUUCUUAGCUUUCAAAUUUUCCCAGGUUUCUUCAUCAUCAGUGUUAUUGGUGUCCCCAGAAUCCACCAACAUCUCUAAUUCUACCCCACCCACAAACAAAUUAAGCAGAAUUGAGUGGACUGCAAAAGCUGAGUUGAUUAUGGGAAGAAAAUAUCCAUUCAAUGCUGUAACAACUGUAGAGAUCUGGCUUAAUCAUUUGUUUUGCUUGUGUUCACAAGUUUUGUGAAGAUUUUUUUGGAUAUCUACCCUGUUAAAUGGAGUAGCAUAGCUGUUUUUCAUUGUCUUGUGGUUGGGUUUUUACCUUCAUUAAUAAUUAGACCUUUACCAUUGGCAAAUAAUUCCAUUGUGGUCUUACAUAGCAGUUUCCUAGCAACAAUCAAACUUAGGAAUUGUUUUUUAAAGUUCCAUUUUUGUUCAAAGACAUCUUGUGCUAUGCUUGUGUUGUACCAAUUCCAUGCUUAUCCUUGUUGCCUAUGUUGUGCUCCCCUGCUACGUAAAUAACUGAUGAACAACCAGAAAUUGUGCACAAAUAAGCAGACCAUGUGCGAUUCUAUUUUUUUCCUCUCUCCAUGCUCUCUUGGCCAUUGUUAUGAACACUUGACAAAAAUAUACUUUAUUACAACUUUUAUAUAUUAAUAUGAAAUAUGUUAUAUUAUUGCAAUAGAGACAGCUAUUCUAAAUCUGUGCUGUUUACUCUUGAAGGAGCAAAUUGAAGCCACUCCAAGUGAAGCCUCUUCAUCACAGGAAGGCCAGCAAAAUGGGAGACUGAAAGUCACUUUGCUGAGUAGUGGGUGGAGAUCAUCAACUGAUAGAGAAGUUUCAACUAUCAGCAGAGAGCUUGCCAUACAGUUAGCUAAGCAUCCUAAUGUGAAAGUUAGUGUGUUUCUUCCCAAGUGUAGUGAAAAGGACACAAAAAAUGCUGAGGAUCACAAAAUUCAGCUUGUUGAAGCAGAUGAACUGUACGGCUUUGAACCAAUUUAUUGGUUGUCAUUUUUACCCGGAAACCAUGUUGUAGACUGUAUCAUAGGACAUGGAUUGCAUCUUGGCAAACAAAUUCAACUCAUAAAGAGGAAUAAAGAGUGUAGAUGGAUUCAAGUUGUUCACAGUGUUCAUGAAGAGGAGGGAAUGUACAAGAACAUUUCAGAAGGAGAAGGUCUUAAGAAAAAAGAAGUAAAACUUUGUGAGAUGGCCGAUGAGGUCGUAGCAAUAGGACCUAAAGUGGCUGAGGUUUACAAACGCUACCUUAAAGAAACCAUUUUAGAUCUCACUCCGGGUGUUUUCUCUGAAUUUUUGAAUGUGGUGCACACCACUGAGGAAAGGAAAACAUUCUGUGUUUUACUGUUUGGAAGUGGUGACAGCUGUAAAGAUUUCAUUGUUAAGGGAUUCGAUGUGGCUGCUAAAGCAAUUGAUAAGUUAAAAGAUGUAUCCUACAAACUGAAGUUUCUUCAUUCACCAAAAGAAGAUGGCGAGAAAAUAGCAAAGAAGUUGGUUGAUCAUGACAUCAGUCUUAAUCAGCUAAUUGUUAGCAGGUUUAGUGAGGACAGCAAAGAACAAGCCAGAGAUUUCUGUGCUGCGGAUCUUGCCAUAAUGCCAUCAAGGACUGAAGAUUUUGGAUCACCUGGUCUUGAAGCGUUAUCUGCUGGUCUGCCUGUACUUGUCAGUGGUAAUUCAGGACUUGGAGAAGCUCUGAAGGAAUUGCCUUUUGGCUCACAGUGUGUGGUAGACUCAGGAGAUCCUGAAGUCUGGGCCAAAGAGAUCAGAAAUGUUCGUGAAAAACCUAGGAUAGUUCGCCUUUCAGAAGCAAAGGAUCUUCGUAAACAUUAUGAAAAAGCUUAUAACUGGGAGAAGCCUUGUACUGUCCUUGUGAAAAAGAUGCAGACACUUGCCUCUGGUAAAAGUUCCCUUUUAUUAAAAGUAUUUUCUUCUGUUACAAGAAAACAAUAAGUUGAUAUUUAUACUGCUACUUCAAUAUAAUUUUGCAACAUGUAACAGCAUGUUCUUGUCAGUCACUAGUCAGUUGAUGUUUUCAAAUAAUUAUAGCACAGGCUCUUUAUUGGUCACUUACAUGCAGGUGUUAGUAAGUAAUCUAUAAGGGAAUGUUGCUACAUGUCAUAGUAAAAACUUUUCCUACCCUAACAUCAGUAUGCAUUUUCUCCUCACUGUUUUUAAACAAUUUGCUUUGCUACUGACCAGGAGAAUUAGUUAAAAAAAUCAAGAGUUUCUUUAGUUGGUGAUCAUUUCCGUUAUUUUUGUGACGUUGAUGGUUGAUUCAGGGCGAAAUUGUAAGGAGAAAGUAGAUGCCAGUCACUCUAAGGGGUUAAAGUGAUAACUUUUUUUGUGAGGCUUGUCUUGCAAUGAGCAGCAGUAAGUCAUGAGAGCUUAACUUCUAAAUGUACCUUGUUCCUUGCAGGUAAGGAAAUCCCACCAUUUCAAGAAAGUGGUCAGACUCAAGGUGAUUCCACAGCUAAUGGUAAUUGCUACAUGUAGUAAUCACCAUGUUACUUUAGUUUAAAUUGAUACUGUGGUCAAUUAACUCAUUAAUUUGGUGCAGGCAUGCACUACUUGUAGACUAACUGACUGAUACACCAGUCAGUGCGGUCUUCUUAGUGGUAAUUCCAUCGAAAGUCUAUUGUAUUAGUGGAAUCAGUGUGAAAUCUCGUGUUAUUUGCAUAUACAGCGUAGCGUUACAGUUCUUCUCCAUUGCUUGUCAUCGUGAAAGUUAGCAAGUGGAGAUGUUUCCUAUUUAUUUUUCGGUCCAUUUCCAGUGGAUCAUGGCCUCUUUAUUUGUAAACUUGAAUUAAGUUAUGCUUUUUCAGUCUCGGUUAUUGGAAGUGAAAUCUGUAAAUGUUUUGAUUUAAAUGUAUGAAUUAUUUCAUAAUUUGUGCUAGCAACCACAUGGCAUCUGCAUAUAGCCUGAAAACUCUUCUUCAUUCUGAGUUUAAUUCUUAAAAAAAAAGUUGCAUGAAACAUGUACAGAAGUUAAUAUUUUUGUUUUCAUAAUUUUUCCCUAGAUCAUGACCUUUCUGUGAUUACAAAACUUCUCAGAGCUGAGUACAACAGAAGAUCUCUUCUAAAACCACUUCUUUGGGAGAACACCUUUAAGUUACCUCUUGAUGAUGUUUACACAAAACUGUCAGUAGUGUCGAGACGAAUAACAGACUUUAGAUUGGAAGAUAGAACAGUGAACAUGUUUGACAUCUUUAAAACUGUCAACAAAGAUGACGAUUCUAUGGUGCUCGUAGAGGGAAGCCCUGGAAUUGGAAAGACAACUUUUUGUCUUAAAAUUUCUCAUGACUGGGCUAACCAGAAAAUCCCAAGUGAAUCUGCUUUUCCAGUUUUCAAACUUUUGUUGCUGCUGAAAUGUCGAGACAUUUGUGGAGAUGUAAUAGAUGCCAUUGUUGAUCAGCUACUCCCAAUGGAGGGAAAGGUCAAGGAAAAGCUGGUAGAUUACAUUAAAGAUGUUCACAACCAGAAAAACAUUUUGGUGAUUUUAGAUGGCCUUGAUGAGCUUCCGGCAGCAGGUGAAUGUCACGUGGAUAAGUUACUAAGAAGAAGAAUGUUACCACUUUGCUACGUUUUGGCCACAUCUCGUCAAGAAAAAGGAAUUGAAGUGCGACAGAAGGUUGACUUUGACGUUAUUCUGCAAAUUGAAGGGUUCUGAGUACAUCAGAAAGCACUUUAUUCACUUAGGUCUUGAUCAUGUAGCAAAGGGAGAAAGGCUUAUUCAGUCCAUCCUGGAAAAUACCUUCCUACAUGCACUCCCUAGCAAUCCAUUGAAUCUGCUUCUUCUCUGUGUUGUUUUUGAGGAUUAUGAAGGAAAUCUACCAUCUUCUCAAACCCAACUUUAUCACAUUAUUGUUGGUUGCCUUUUGCGAAGGUAUUGUGCCAAAAACAAGGUGGAAGCCGCUUCUAAUGACAAAGCUUUAGAGGAACAAUUUAAAGAUAGUUUACUAGCAUUGGGGCAGUUAGCGUGGAGGUGUCUACAAAACAACCGGUUUUCGUUUCGAGAAGAAGAGUUGGCUGAAUUUGAAAGAAGAAAGAAACCUUUGGCAGCUCGUAAACUUGGUUUGGUAUUUAAAGAGGCCAGUGCGAAGAAGAUUAACCCUCAGCACGAAUAUCACUUUUUCCACAAGACUUUUCAAGAGUACUUGGCGGCAUUAUAUCUGGCACACAAGCUACUGGAAGAGAAAGUUAAUGUGUUUCAUGAUUUGAAGUUGAGCUUUGAUGACAUCACAAGAAAAUACAACCAAGUAUUUAUCUUUGUGUCUGGCAUACCGGGUGAGGCUACUUGUAAUCUGUUUGAACAGAUUGGCGAGAAUCUUAAGGUCAAAUGCUGGAACUGGCUAAAGCGUACUAUGCGAGAGGCGACUUUCUUCACUGAGUGUUUCAGUGAAAGCGGAGAAGCAGAACAAAUGGCAAUGACUCUUUGUUCCUUUAUCCCGUUUCCACAGUCAGUAACCAGUCGCAUCAGAAAUAAAUCAUCUGAAGGUGUUCUAAGAGUUGCAAAUGCUUGCAAGAACUUCUCAGAAUUACAAUUGCCUGUUCAUCUUACUGUGUAUUUUGGUUUAAAACGGAAUCUUCUCUCUGUUGUCGAGUUUCUAACCUCUUACUCCAGGCUAGAAACUAUUGUCUUUUCUUCUGAAGGUGUUUCAGAACAAAUAACUGGCCUUUUGUCUAACGCACUUCAAGUGAACUCAUCUUUACAUUCCUUUACUCUUCAAACAAGUCUUUGUUUUUCCCGUAGGGAGGCUGCUUCUAUUCGUGACAAUUUAGCCGCAAACAAAACACUUCAAACCGUGACUUUAAAACUGCCGGGUGAGUUAGGUGAGCAUUGGGCCACUGUUCUUGAAAAAGGAUUGUCUGGAGACACACCGCUGACAUCUGUUGUGCUGGAGAUCAGUGGCUCAGUAAACAAGUGGAAAAGUGAUAUGGUGGCUUUGAACAAUUUGUUAUUGAACAGAUCGCUUCAAUCUUUUGGCCUCACUAUUUAUGGAGACAUGCACGAUUCAUUGGCGACUUCUGUCGCCGAAGGCCUUGCAGCUAAUCCGUACUUAAAAUCCCUCACAUUGACUGUAUGUGGAAGCGUCAGCUGCUCUGCUUUCAUUUCGUUGAAAAAGGGUGUUGUAGAAAAUAGUACUUUAAGGUCACUGGUCUUAAAAGUGUUCGGAGGACUCCCCGAGAAUUGGAUAAACAUUUGUGAAGCUCUCUAUGUUGCUAAAAAGUCAUCUCUGUCUCUUACAAUUGAGCCGGAUGUAGUCAGCAAAAUAACAACUUCGCAGGUGGCCUUUCUUCGUCCUCUUCUACUUGAAGAAAAACUUGGCGUGUUGAAACUUCACUCACUUACUGUAAAGAUGUGGGGAGAGUUGAGUUGCACUGGAGCAAGUGAUUUAUGCAAACUCCUGAUAGCCUCAAGAGUUUCCUGCGUUAAUUUGAGUAUCCAUGGAAGAGUAACAGAUGGUGUUGCUACCUGUUUGGUUAAGAACUUUGACAAAGUUAAGUCACUGUCCAACUUGAGUAUCAACAUUAGGGGAGAGGUGACAAGAGACGGAGAGAGCACUCUUGAAGCCCUAACAUGCAAUCAAAACUUUUCGUCUACUUUAAAUGUCCAUGACGUAGGGACAGUGGACGAAAUAUGCGAAGAAGUUAAGUUAUCUGUAGUCGAUUCUUCGUCAUUAACAUCAGCAUUUACAGACGUCGAGACUAUCUGCUCACGUGUUAGAAAAGUGAGUAUGAACUUUGAUAGCCCCAUUUACUCAAGUGAGGGGGACUGGGGACGAAGUGUUGGUGACUUUUUGGCGAAAUUCGUAUCACUUACUACAUUACACCUCUCAUUCAACAACUGCAGUGGCAUGAGUGAAGGCUGGAUGGGUGGUCUUUGGAGUGGUUUGGCACAAAACACGUCGUUAACCACGCUGAGUAUUACAGUCAACAGCUACAGUUACUUGAGUGUACACUGGAUGGGCGAACUGGGAAGAGGUUUGGCACAAAGCACGUCGAUAACCACGCUGAGUAUUACAGUCGACAGCUACAGUUACAUGAGUGGAUACUGGAUAGGCGAACUGGGAAGUAGUUUGGCACACAACACGUCGAUAACCACGCUGAGUAUUACAGCCAACAGCCGCAUUGACAUGAGUGUAAUCUGGAUAGGAGAACUGGGAAGAAGUUUGGCACAAGGCACGUCGAUAACCACGCUG
Molecule: messenger RNA, 13532 nt
Organism: Pocillopora meandrina
Lineage: Eukaryota; Metazoa; Cnidaria; Anthozoa; Scleractinia; Pocilloporidae
Source: the annotation of a GenBank genome assembly